Molecule: messenger RNA, 3535 nt
Organism: Pseudophryne corroboree (corroboree frog)
Lineage: Eukaryota; Metazoa; Chordata; Amphibia; Anura; Myobatrachidae
Gene: AGBL5
Product: AGBL carboxypeptidase 5
Exons: 17
Coding region: 191-3145 (984 amino acids)
Biological process (GO): proteolysis; protein deglutamylation
Molecular function (GO): metallocarboxypeptidase activity; zinc ion binding
Source: RefSeq, a predicted model, not a curated record
GGUAAUAUAGAGACACUUUGUAUUAGGGGGUAAUAUAGGUGUGCUGUGUACUGGGUGGUAAUAUGGGGGGUGCUGUAUAUACUGGGGUUUAUAUAGGGCUGCUGUGUGGGGUUGGGAAUGAAAUGCCGGCUGUCGGGAUGCCGGUGGUGAGGAGGCCGACAGCAACAUCCAUAGAGCUGAAAAUCCUGACAUGGGUUGUGUCUCCGAAAAUGAUAACUCUCGCUGCUGCCAUCUUCCAGUGAUGGAGACCCGCUGUGGAGGGUUACUGUUCAGCUCCAAGUUUGACUCUGGAAAUUUGGCUCGGGUGGAGCUGGUGGAACGCUCGGACGGAGAGGGGGAUGCGCCGAGUGGCAAUGGAGGAAUCAGCAAUGUAUUUGGCAGCUCGUCCUCUAUCCCAGACUACGAGUUCAAUGUGUGGACCAGGCCAGACUGUGCUGAGACGGAGCACGAGAAUGGAAAUAGGUCCUGGUUUUAUUUCAGCGUACGUGGAGGAGCUCCAGGGAAGCUCAUUAGAAUCAACAUAAUGAACAUGAACAAGCAGAGUAAGCUGUACACCCAAGGCAUGGCUCCCUUUGUCCGCACCGUCCCCAUCCGGUCUCGCUGGGAGCGUGUCCGUGAGCGCCCCACCUUCCAGAUGGUGGAGAACCAGUUCAUCCUGUCCUUUGUCCAUCGCUUCCUGGAGUGCCGUGGAGCCACCACCUACUUUGCCUUCUGCUUCCCUUUCUCGUAUGAGGAAAGUCAGGAGAUGCUGGCGGGACUGGACGGCCGCUUCGCCGACUGCAGGCUCAUGUCUCCCGGCAGCUGUUCCCCAGACACCAUCUACUAUCACCGGGAGCUGCUGUGUCACUCCCUGGAGAGGCUCCGCGUGGACCUUCUCACCAUCACCUCCUGCCAUGAGAUGAUGGAGGAACGGGAGCCCCGACUGGACAAACUCUUCCCAGACCGCUCCAAUCCCCGGCCUUACCGCUUCAGCAGGAAGAGGGUGUUUUUCCUGAGCAGCCGCGUUCACCCUGGGGAGACGCCGUCCAGCUUCGUAUUCAACGGCUUCCUGGAGUUCAUCCUGAGACAGGACGACCCUCGAGCCGCAGCGCUGAGGCGUAUGUACGUCUUUAAGCUCAUCCCCAUGCUGAACCCUGAUGGAGUGUUGCGAGGACAUUACAGAACAGAUACCAGAGGCGUCAACCUAAACAGACAGUAUCUGAACCCAGACUUUGAGCUUCACCCGUCGGUCUAUGGCGCUAAAUCCGUCCUUCUCUACCACCACGUUCAUAACCGCAUCAUCGGCCCGCUGGAUCUUGACUGGAGGAACUCCGCGUCGUCCUCCGCCCUCCGGGCAAAGACCACGAAUUGUUCCCCGUCACAAGACACCCCUGAAGAAUCCUUGUCCGACAUAGAGAAGGCCAACAACCUGCUGAACAGUUUGGAUAGAGAAGGUCCGUACCUCACCUCUCAUGGCCUGCCACAGAAAGCCAGCAUCCUGCCUGUGCUCCAGGACUUCUUCAGGGAACAGGAGGUCCUGGUCUCUGGAUCCCUGGAAGCCGACGGACCGCGUGAGAAUCGGUGGGACGCCAGUCAGGCUGUGGAGCCCACACCUUCCAUACCCCCUCAGGAAAGUGGCAUUGCCUUCUACGUGGACUUGCACGGCCAUGCCUCCAAGAGAGGCUGCUUCAUGUAUGGGAACUACUCCACGGAAGAGAAUGACCAGGUGGAGAACAUGCUGUACCCCAAACUCAUCUCCCUCAACUCCGCCCACUUCGAUUUCAUGGGGUGCAACUUCUCAGAGAAGAACAUGUACGCCAAGGACAAGAGAGAUGGCCAGUCCAAGGAGGGCAGCGGGCGGGUGGCCAUACACAAAGCCACAGGGAUCAUCCACAGUUACACACUGGAGUGUAAUUACAACACUGGCCGCUGCGUCAAUACCAUCCCUGUGGCAUGUCACGACAACGGCCGAGCCAGCCCCCCGCCUCCUCCCGCUUUCCCACCCAAGUACACCACUAACAUAUUCGAGCAGGUUGGAAGAGCUGCAGCCAUCGCAGCCCUGGAUUUGGAAGAGAACAACCCAUGGCCCCGGCUUAUCAUGUCCGAGUACAACAACCUUUCCAACUUGCGGGCUUGGAUGCUGAAGCAUGUCCGUAACACUAAAGCUGUCAUCAGUGGGGGAUCCAAGAAAAAGGGCACCAAGGUUCCACCCAAGCCGUGCAACUCCAGUUUCGCUUCAUCCUCUAUACUGGAGAACAGUAUAACAAGGUCGAGGAGUUACAGCAAUGGAACCACCAGCGGCAGCAGCCAGCAGAACUCCCCACAGACUAAACCCUCCCCCAGCUUCACCUUUGUCUGUUCCAGCAGCAGCCAGAGCCCUCCGAAAGGUGGCCAUCGCCUCCUUGGUCCAGUGAGAGAAACAAGAGCUCAGGAGAAAAGGCGUCAGCAUCAUCAGUCAUUACUACGCGCUACCGUCCACAGCCCAACCAAGUCCCAGGCAGCACCUCAUGCCUCACCCGUCAUCAUUCGGGGAAACCCAAAGACCUCAUUGCAUCUGAAGCCAUCGUGUGCCCUCCCGGUGUCCCUCAGCAUGUCAGGCUUCAGCAACCUGGCCUCCGCCAACAAGACCAAGCCUUCUAUACCGGGGAAGAGAGGUCUGCGGGACGGGGACUCCGGCAAGCUGCACAUACAGCCUGACGCUGGGAUCGCCAUACUACAGAAUUUGCAAAAAAGAAGUAACGGCUUCAGCGAGCCCGAGUACUCCAGAUCUCUGGAAAGUUUUGGCGUCCGGCCCAGCCGGAUCCCGGUCAGGAGGAACGGCCUCCUGCACUCUCAGAGCCUCCUGCGCCUGACCAGUGAGCGGGGGUCUCCUAUCCUCAGAGUGUGGAAAUACACCGCGGACCAGGCCCUGAAGCACUGCACUCUCACAGAUCCAAGACGGAGGAGCCGCUCUUCAUCUGCGAGCAAAGCAAGGAGAUUGCUGAACAGAGUUUCCCGACAGUCUCAUCGGAGGCCGCUCACCUCUCCUCGUACCAGAGUGCCCUGUCCUUCUGUGCUGAGGGCUGAGGACCAGGCCUGCAGACCAGGAACGGUGCUAUAUGAGCGGAGCUGCGGGCCGCUGCUUUCUCCACAUUCCUCCCGGCACCCGGGACCUCUCCUGUUCUAGAAUUGCACUUUGUGUGGCCACGGUUUGUGUGUGUCGUCCGCUCUCACCUGGUGUGACGGAGGAAGCCGGACGUUUUAUUCCACUAGUCUCCAGUAUUUUAUCGUGUCCUUAUUUAUACAGAUCUCGGUCUCCAGCGCUCCACGGACCCCGCACCUCCCACUUUUACACACAAUUUCAGAUUUUUUUUGUAAAUUGAACAUGUAACCGGGGGUCACCCGCUGCUUUUUUAUUUUAAUACAGACUUUGAUAUAAAAGAUGUUACUUUGUACGUGAUUCGCUCUCUCCCGGUGUAAAUACAAUUCUGUAACAGGUUUUACUAUUGUCCUGUGUUCUGUUCUUUGCAGUGACCACAUUCAUGCAGGAUUAUUUCAAUAAAAUCUGUAUUUGUGA